Messenger RNA from Macrosteles quadrilineatus (aster leafhopper), 1012 nucleotides. RefSeq lists its product as uncharacterized. NCBI's taxonomy places the organism in Eukaryota, Metazoa, Arthropoda, Insecta, Hemiptera, Cicadellidae. The transcript has 2 exons. The coding region runs from base 11 to 781 and encodes 256 amino acids. The record is from RefSeq and is a predicted model, not a curated record.
GGCUAGAGUCAUGGCAGACUUCUCUUCUCGUGUGUUUAUAACGGAAUUUAUCCAGUUGUAUAAGACUUUCCCCUGUCUAUGGGAUCAUCAGAGCCUAGAAUACUCCGAUAGGCAAAAGAAAACACUCGCGUACGAGGCAUUGAUCAGCAAAUACAAGGAAGUCGAACCGACCGCCGAUAGGAACACGGUUGUGAAGCGGAUUGCGAGUUUACGAACAGUUUUCCUGAAGGAGGUUGCAAAAGUGAAGAAUGCUCGAAAGACUGGUGAAGAAUAUAAACCUAAGUUGUGGUACUACCCGCUGUUGAAGUUUGUAAGUGACAGGGAGACGAGGAGGCGGAAAGAUGAUGACGAUGACAGGAAUUGUGCAGAGGAUUAUGCAGAAGAAAGCCAAGGAUCAAACCAGAAAAACCUGCCUAACUAUAGUCAAUCAGAAAAAUGGGAAAGCAGGGAUGAUUCUCAGUUAGGAAAGUGGGAGAACAUUGAUGUCAAUGAAAUCGCCAAUGAAGAAACUCCAUAUACUCUUGCACCCAAAAAUAGUCAAAGGCAUAAGAGGAAGAGGAAUGAUAAUGAAGAUGAGGUAUUCAAAGAGGCGCUGCAAUGUAUGAAAACUAAGCUAACAUCAGAUACUGACAAUUGUACAAUAUUUGGACAACUUAUCGCAAGUCAAAUGAGAAAUUUAUGUCAACGAAAUCAAGCUAUAGCAAGAAACAGGAUUCAAAAUGUUCUCUUUGAUUUGGAGAUGGAUGAAAUGGGUGUACCAGGUGUAGUUACAGUAGAAUAAUCAGAUAUAUUCGUUGUUGUUGUGUAAACCUGAAAAGAAAUAACAUUUUACUCCAUCGGGUGUAAAUUGUAUAAAAGAGAACAUCAGUAUACUGAAUACUGUAAAUAAUUAACAGCCUGUAUAUAUAUUUUGGAGUUCACAAUGAGACUUUAUUUUCAUAUCCCAAGCAUUUAGAUACAUUUCAACGGUUUUUAGUUCCUUAUUAAGUAGGCAUAGGUGUAAUAUUGGAUA